CGUCCUGUAGCUCCAACAUUGAAACGUUUCGCAGAGGGACGGACAUAGCAGAUGACAUGGAUGAAGACGAACUUCUGGACCAUGAUGUUCAGAUGAUAAUUCAGGAAUCCUGUCAGAUAGGACACCAUCUUCCUGUUACAUUUAAAAGUGAAGCUCUGAGGCUUGCAGGGGCCAUCAAACAAGGUGACCUGCUGGCUCUGCAGGAACUCUGUGAAUUGCCAGCUGCCUUCAGUCAGGUGGAUGAGCUCGGCUGGUAUCCUCUGCAUAGAGCAGCUGUCCAGCCUCUAGUCCCCGUCCUGGAGAUGGUGCUGUACGCGUCUUUCAGGCUGAGUCUGGAGGAGAAGACUUUGGAGGGUGAGACCUUCCUGACAUCAGCAGUGAAAGCUGGUUUUGUGGAAAAUGUCAAGAUGCUACUGGACCAUGGAGCUUCUCCUCAUACCACCAACAGCAAGAAUGAAUCCCCUCUGCUUUUAGCAGUCAGAGCUGGAUCCUAUCAUAUGGUUUCCAGUCUGAUAGCUCAGGGAGCUCGGGUGAAGCAGCUGUGUCUGAAAAAGUGGACGGCCAUGCAUGAGGCCUCCAGGACUGGCUGUGUUCACAUCAUGGAGCUCCUGCUACUGAACGGAGGUCAGGUUACAGAGACAGACCAGCAUGGAGUGACUCCUCUGGGCAUCGCUGCAGAGUACAGUCACCCUGAAGUCCUGGAGCUCCUCAUUAAACACGGUGCUGAUGUAAACGCCCAGGCACCCAAUGGUGACAGCGUCCUAUACGACGCUGCAGGUUCAGGUAGUCCAGACUGUAUUGACAUCCUGCUGCAGCAUGGAGCAAAUCCCAACAUCCACAACCUGAGCUCCCAGCUGCCCAUCCACAGAGCAGCAUAUGAAGGACACUACCUAGCGUUAAGGAUUUUGAUCCCCAUCACCACUCGACGGGCCCUGCGGCUGUCCGGUCAAAGCCCCGUCCACUCUGCUGCGGACGGAGGCCAUGCCCACUGCCUGGAGCUCCUGCUACAGAAAGGUUUUGAUGUCAAUGCACUGUUAGCUCCUUACAUCUCUGACAACUAUGGAGACAUGAGGAGGAGCCCACUGUACUUUGCAGUCUCGAAUGGGGAUGCUACAUGUACCGAGAUGCUGUUGAAGUCGGGAGCCAAACCUGACCUGGACUUGUUGCGCUGCCUCCUGGUGGCAGUCAGAUCCAGCCGGUAUGAGAUUGUGAAGCUGCUGCUGGCAGCAGGAGCAGACGUGAACUGCUACUUCACAGUGGUGAACGACACUGUGUUUCCCACGGCGCUCCAAUACUGCCUGAAGGACGAGGUGAUGAUGAGGCUGCUGCUCAACAACGGCUAUGAUGCAGAGAAGUGUUUCCUUUGCGACCAUGAUGACAGCUGGGAGGACCUGAGUGCGUCUGGAUGCUCACAGCAUCAAGAGGAAAAAGUUGCUUUUUGUGAUUUCAUCAGCGUUUCCUGGCUGGUAAACCUGGUGGGUAGAGUCGUGUCCAUCCUCCUCGACUACGUCGGCCAGGUUUCUCUCUGUGGCAAACUGACCAAGAUGCUGAAGAAACACAAAGAGUGGGCUCACAUUCACAGGACCACUUGUAACCCUCGCUCUCUGUGCCACCUGAGCAGAGUGGUGAUCAAGAAACAUCUGAGCUGCAGUGCUCUGAAGUCCAUUCAGCUGCCCAACAGGCUGAAGGACUACCUGCUGUUCACAGAGAACGACUUAUACACCAAAAUAAUCUGCAGGGAAGACUGAGGGAGGAGGAUUUCUCUGAGAUCUACAGAGUCUUAAGCUUCAGCAAUGACUGUGCUUUUUUUCUAUUUAUGUUAUAGGUCCUGUAUUUGCUAAACUUACAAGAAUUACACUGAAAAUGCUUCAAAGAACGAAGUCUGGAACAAAAUAAUUAUUUACUAAACAUCAAAAAUGACAUACAUUAAUCAAGCUACUUUCUUCUUUACACAUUUAGGAGAAACAUCAACCUUUGAGAGCAACUUUUAAGUGAUCACUAGUUAAACAAUUGUUCAGAGCAGGAGCAGCCGGAAAACACAAGGAUUUACUUGUCACCUGCCCCUUACUUUAUCCUUAUAAAAAGGAAAGAGAAUCUGCAGUUGCUGCACAUUUACCUCUAACUAUUGUUGGUGUGAAUUCUCAGUCAGGUGUGAUUAAAACAUUGCAACAAAAGAGGACAUGUAUUUAGGAGCACCAUGAUGAAAAUGUGGCACCUCUGUUUGAUCUAUUAUUGUGAGGAAGGUUAAAGUCUCCUCAUGGUUCCACACAGAGUUGAUGUUUUUGAUGAUUACAACAUGUGAAAUUAACAACAAGUAAAAGAAAAACUGAAGUACAAAACAAAAGAAACAAACAGGAAAGUUUUGUUGCUGGCAUACAUCAGCGAAAUCAUAUUGAAGGAUAAAACAUGAAAGAUGAUUCCACAUCAAAUGAAAAUGUUGUUCUUGUCUUGACAACCCUGUUAAAAACUACAACGUGGUGUAGUAUUCUAUAAAAUGUUUAAUCUGAUUAAAACAUCCUAUUCUGAAUGCCACGUGGUAAUUAUGACCAAUGCUAUUGUACAAUCUCUCCUGAGCAGGAAAACACAAGUCAGAAAUGUGAAAAAUAGCUUUUAAUCUUUCCAAGUAUGUUAAAGCCAAAGCAUUUUGAUAGAUACAAGCCCAGUUUGUACUGUAUGACUGCAAAAUGUUCUUUAAAAGUAUUUCGGAAGGGCAUUAACUAAAAUUAUUACUGUGCCAGCUUUGCACAAAGUAACCACAAAGCAUUUUAAGUUAGUCAUUGAUGGGUUUCAACUCAGAUUUCUGGGACUCAAAAGUUAAAGUCUGGAACCUUUUUAGCUGCAGCUCUGUUUGUAGAACUAUAAGACAGUCAGUGAUGUCCAGCCCAGUCAGGAAGUUAGGGUUCUGAUGAGUUGUAAAUUCUCAAAUAAAGGCUGCAAAUACUGGCAGGCAUAAAGCUAUCCCAGGGCUUCUACUCUGCUGACUUUUCAAGCGUUAUUGUCAGUAAAAACUAUCGACCUUCCAGCAAUUCCAAGGGCAUAAUCCCUCUGGUGCUGAAGAGUUCUUCAUAUUUAACAAAUAAUGGAUGUGUUGACUUUACUUGACAACAGUUUAACCAUCCUAAAAAAACAACAACAACAAAGUGGAAACUGUCAUCAUUAAUAACUGAAUAAAAGCCGUAUUAAUGUUUUUUAAAAGAGCCUAUAGCAAAGUGAGACAUGGGUUUCAAGUUCCAUUUGGGAAUUUGCAGUAUCAUCAGUCCUAGAAAUAAGAUAUUACUGUCACAUUUGUAAGAGUUGUAAAUGUAUUUCUACUGUAUUUUAUUAAAGUUUUCCACAUACAUUGUGUGGAAUCCAUGAA
Molecule: messenger RNA, 3358 nt
Organism: Stegastes partitus (bicolor damselfish)
Lineage: Eukaryota; Metazoa; Chordata; Actinopteri; Pomacentridae
Gene: asb15a
Product: ankyrin repeat and SOCS box containing 15a
Exons: 9
Coding region: 57-1748 (563 amino acids)
Biological process (GO): intracellular signal transduction
Molecular function (GO): protein binding
Source: RefSeq, a predicted model, not a curated record